This is a messenger RNA of Sphenostylis stenocarpa, 849 nucleotides long. NCBI's taxonomy places the organism in Eukaryota, Viridiplantae, Streptophyta, Magnoliopsida, Fabales, Fabaceae. The record is from the annotation of a GenBank genome assembly.
AUGGGCAAGAAAGGAGGGGCAAAAAUAUUGGAGUCUGUGUCUCGAGCUCCAAUAUCAUUGAGGGAAGAAGUCACGGGAAAAAUACAAACCAAGCCAACCACUAACACCAAGGUCAAAUUGAGAUUUGAUCACUUGAAAAACCUUGCAGUGUGGGCCACCACCAACGACCAUCUCAUACCGUCUUUGGCUGCCUUCUAUGGACACCAAGUCGCCUCCUUUGGAGAGGCCAAUGGGGUACCACCUGAUUCUUCUCUGAUAACUUGCCAAAGAUGCGAAACUGUUCUUCAACCUGGCUUUAAUUCAACCGUGCGAAUUGAGAGGAAUAAAUCAAAGGUCAGGCAUAAGCGCAAGAAGUGCGGCAACAUCACUCAAAACAACGUAGUAUACAAGUGUCAUUUUUGUUUGCAUCAAAAUCUGAAGAGAGGAAUCCCUAAGGGACACCUAAAAGGAAUCUAUCCAUCAAAAGAUAAAUCAGGGUUAGAGGCAACACCUUCAAAAUUUAUCACAAGUGAGUUUUCUAAAUCAGAGAAAGAGAUUGUAAGUAAUGUUGAAGCCAAUGAGAUAAAUGUAUUUCCUUCACGAGUUGUAGCGAAGGAUGUCACCCUUAUGGACAGUCCUGCCACUCCUUCAAGUACAAAUACGAUAUCUUUGAUAGAAGAAAAGAAGAGAAAGCAGAAUAGUUCCUUAUUCAAGAGUGCUAUUAAAAAUACCAACAUGUCUUCAAAAGGAGUAGCAAGUACAUCCAGCAAAAGGCGAAGAAAAUCUUGGACUAGUUUAAAGGAAAUUGCUCAAAGUAAUGAGCAUAGCAGUCAAAUUGCUAAUUUGACGAUACCAUUCAUUUUAAAGUAG